AGAAGACAGGCAUUUAAUCGAGCAACAAUACACUGGCAGCCUGCAAACGACCUUUAAGUUAAGCUCGUCAACGUUAACUUUGUGACCACCGACUCUGUGUAGUUGUGCCCGUAGUGGCCGUUGAAGGACAACACAAUUAAAGGAUUCAAAAUGAUUACAUUUAUAUCUGGAAGACGAUUCAUUUCUGGGGUUUCAGGAUGGAGAUGUCUCCAUCAGAUAACCAGAGCCCCACACUUCACAACAACAGCCCAGCCGCUGUUUUCCUCUCAAGCCUUGUCAGUGUUGAUGUCCUCCAGACUCACUCCCACCAACAGGUUGUUGAGCAUCAGCUGGCAUGCCUCACGUCUGUGCCACGGGGACUCAAGAGCAACCUCAGGGAGCGUCGACAAGAAAGACAGCUUCAGUUUGAAGGCCCUCACCGAGGCUCCUAAACCAGCCCUCUACCUGGGUGUCUGUGGGCUCAUCCCUUUCCUUUCUGCCCCUCUCCUGAUGGCUGCCACACAGUCCUUCUACCCGGAGGUGGCAUAUGCUCAAGUGGUCUACGGAGCCUCCAUAGUGUCCUUCCUCGGAGGAGCCCGCUGGGGGUUUGCCAUCCCAGCCGGUAGUCCUGCUAAGCCUGACUGGAUGAACCUGGGCAACAGUGUGGUGCCUUCACUCCUGGCCUGGAUGGCGCUGCUCUGCAGGGACAAUAUAGCAGAGGGAGCCCUGGUGGUUAUUAUGGGAUUGGGCCUGUCUCUGCACUAUGACCUGACCCUGCUGCCGGGCUACCCCUCCUGGUUCAAAGCCAUGCGGACUAUACUCACUCUGAUCGCCACUUUCUCGCUGGUGGCUACCCUGACAAUUAAGAAAUUCUGCACUGAGAAGAAACUCAAAGAGAGUAAGACAUGACUCCAAAGGGACUGUGUGUACUUUUAAAGCCACAUGGCCUCAAUAAAAGCUGUGCAUAAUUUGAAUGACACUCUGAUUUGUGUAUACUGGACACACCAUGCACAAGAGUAAUUAUGUAACUGAGUAAUAGUUUUUUCUCUUUUAUGCCAAAUUUGAGAGUAAAAUAUCAUUUAGAAAACAAAUAAGUUGCUAUUUGCAGGUGUAGAACAAGAAAGACUUUGAAAUAAAACUUUUUCAGAAAA
Molecule: messenger RNA, 1130 nt
Organism: Eleginops maclovinus (Patagonian blennie)
Lineage: Eukaryota; Metazoa; Chordata; Actinopteri; Perciformes; Eleginopidae
Product: transmembrane protein 69-like
Exons: 3
Coding region: 151-888 (245 amino acids)
Source: RefSeq, a predicted model, not a curated record